Molecule: messenger RNA, 3459 nt
Organism: Myotis daubentonii (Daubenton's bat)
Lineage: Eukaryota; Metazoa; Chordata; Mammalia; Chiroptera; Vespertilionidae
Gene: CCDC150
Product: coiled-coil domain containing 150
Source: RefSeq, a predicted model, not a curated record
GACGGAUCGCGCCGGGGAGCGGGUUGGUUUAAAACACGGAUUUAGUUCUAUGGAAACCGGCCCUCCUGCUGCGGGGCGGAGCCACAGGCGGACCGAUGGACAGUGGGGUGCACAUAGAAGCUACGAUAACCAGACCCGUUGUCUCUCCAACCUACAUCAGUGCUACAGCUUCUGAAACAGUCACAGUCCUGGAGCAGAGGAUGAGGAUCGUUGAGGAGCAGACCAGCUCUCUGAGGGAUGACCUAAUCAUGUUGGACUUGGGUGCAAAAAGAAACCAGUUUGAAACCCCAGAGUGUUUAGAAGCACCUGAGAACCAGAACAUCACUAGUCGUAUCCAGAGUGAAGUAACUUGUUCGGGAAAAACGGAUAUUUUAUGGAAGAACUGUGAGUUUCUGGUGAAUCGAAUGUGCCACCUGGAAAGCCUCAUCCAGUCCUUGAAGAUGAGUAUCUUUUGUCUGCAGACUGAGAGGGACAUGAACCCACAGAAAGCAGCGUUUCUGAAGGACCGACUGAACACAAUGCAGGAGGAGCACUCCCAGGACCUGAAGCUGUUGCACCUGGAAGUGCUGAAUUUGCGCCAGCAACUAAGAGACGUGAAAGAGGAGGAAGACAAGGCCCAGGAGGAGGUGCAGAGGCUGACUGCCACGCUGGAGAUGGCCUCGGAGACGAAGAAGAAUGCAGCCAUUAUGGAAGAGGAGCUGAAGACCACAAAGCGUAAAAUGAACCUUAAAGUUCAGGAGCUGCGGAGACAGCUGUCUCAGGAAAAGUGCCUGAGGACUUCUCUUGAGAACUCUGGAUCGGCCAUGCUGCUCAAAAUACAAGAGAUGGGGGCAGCAGUGGAGGUGGAACGCAAGCAGGUACAAAUUUUGCAGCAAAACUGCCUGUCGCUACGCAGUUCUAUACAGAACACUCAAGAACUACUGGCACAGGAGCAACAAAAGAAAGGAGAGUUGGAGGCUGCUGUCUUACAGCUCAAGUCUGACCUAGUUUCUAGAGAUGACCUUAUUUCCAAGUUGGCUGAAGAAAAUAAGAAUGUGCAGAUGUCUCUCAACCAGGAACAUGAGAAAAAUGCAUAUUUGAGGUCUGAAAUAAUAUCCCUUCAUGAAGCAGCAGAGAAAGUACAGGUAGAGCAGAAAAGGGUGACACAGACUUUUCAAGAACAAAACUCACUGCUGGAUGCAGCCCAUGCCAGUAUCACAAGUGAGCUGCAGAAUCUUAAGAAUGAGAAAACUCAACUCCAGGCACAUCUCGACCACUUAAUCCUCGAGCACAACCAGUGUCUCCAGAAGGCCCAGGAUGCUGAGAAGAGGACAGCGGUGCAGAAGGAGCUGCUGGAAUCAACUAUCGCGAGACUGCGAGGGGAACUGGAAGCAUCGCUGCACGAGAAGACCUCUCUGCUGGGCGAGAAGGAGAGCCUUCAGAGAGAGGUGAAUAAAAAUGAGCAAGAAAAAGCACAAGAAAAAUGCAGUUUGGAAAAGGAAUUGGCUAAAUACAAGGUAGACGUAAACACAUUAACCCACAGCCUGCAGACUCUGGAGGAAAGGAAUAAGGACCUGGCUGAUCAGUUGGCUUAUCUGGAGCUUCAGCAAGAUGAGGCCGAUUACCAUGGGCUUGCCCGACAGAAGGUGGAAGAUGUCUUGGGAAAAAUUACUCAGAGUAAAAGUAUACUGGCCUAUGAAAAGGGAAAACUCCAGAUAAAAGUGAAACAGCUGGAAGAGCAGCUACAUUCUUUCACUGAAACCUGCUCACAGAAUGACCAUCUGCGCAAGUUGAACAAGGCUCUGGAGGGCAAAUACACUCAGGUGAAGUCCAUCCUUGAAAAAAACGAAGAGGAGCUCUCGGAGGCGGUGAAGUGUCGCGAUGCGGCGCUGAAGGAGAGCCAGAAGCUGAAAGGGGACCUGGAGGCCCUGGAGGACAAGGAGAGCAAGAAGAUGGGGAACUUUCAGCGGCAGCUGGCAGAAGCGAAAGAAGACAACUGCAAAGUGACAAUCAUGCUGGAGAACGUGCUGGCUUCGCACAGCAAGAUGCAAGGCGCUCUGGAAAAAGUGCAGAUCGAGCUCGGGCGGAGGGACUCGGAGAUCGCAGGCCUCAAGAAAGAAAGGGCGCUCAACCAGCAGAGGGUGCAGAAGCUGGAGGCGGAGGUGGACCAGUGGCAGGCCCGCAUGCUGGUGGUGGACGCCCAGCACAACAGUGAGGUGGAGCCCCUGCAGAAGGCUCUGGAUGUAGCGAGAGAAGACAACAGGAAGCUGGCGAUGAGCCUGGAGCAAGCGCUCCAGACAAACAACCACCUGCAAGCAAAGCUGGACCACAUCCAAGACAGACUGGAAUGCAAAGAACUGGAGCGACAGGAUUUGGAAAACUGCAAAGAGCGCAUAACUGAGGAAUCCAAGGUGGAGGCAGAGCUGCACGCUGAGCACGUAGAAGCUCUGAGAAAGCAGUUUCAGAUGGAGAGAGACAACGCCAAGAAGACGAGCCAGCGGGAGGUGGCCGAGCUGAAGAAAGCCCUGGAGGACGCCAACUGCAGGUCCGUGGAGGUGUCGCGCACCAACCGGGAGCUGCGGCAGAAGCUCACGGAGCUGGAGAAGCUGCUGGCCGGCAGCAAGGACAAGAUCAAGAACCAGAAGGCUCAGAUCAAGCUCCACUUGUCGGCCAAGGCGAAUGCUGCUCAGAACGUGGAGAGGAUGAAGCAAAUAGAAACGGAACUGAGGCAGAUGGAGCUGAUUAAGGACCAGUACCAGAAGAAGAACUACGAGCAGUCGUUGAGCAUCCAGAGGUUUGUGUCUGAGAUGACGAACCUGCAGAAGGAGAUGCAGCUGCUGGCCAAGAGCCAGUACGAGACCUCGGCGCGGAACAAGCAGCAGGAGCUGCGCCUGGAGGCGGAGCGGAAACUGAGGCAGGAGCUGGAGCGCCGGUGCAAGGAAUUGGAGGAAACGGUGAGACACCUGAAGAAAUGUAAAGAGGUGACGGAGAGUAAGCUGAAAGAAGCCAGUGUGGAAUCAGAACAGAUAACGGCUAACCUGGAAGAGGCUCACCGCUGGUUUAAGUGCAGGUUCGACGGCCUGCAGCUUGAGCUGACAAAAAACCGGCUUCAGCGGCUCCCCCAGGAGAGCAGGUGCUGGGAAGAGGACCAAGACCAGAGGCACGACACCAUCUCCACCCAGUCUAUCCUGCACCGGUGGGAAAAUAAACAGAACCUCAGGCUGAUGCCCAAGAAGUACCAUCCUGAGCUGGAGAGGAAGUGACGCCCCUGACCGUGGAGGAGCUGCACCCACAGCCGUGCCGGGACCUGAGCCAGCGCCGGGCUGGCCUGCUGCCACCGCCCCGGACACGACGUCCACGGGGCUGAAGCUUUGGACCUGAGUUUAUCCCUUUAUGAACUCUGAUGAUUAAUACAAAACACCCAUCUUUUUCUUUCCCCGUUUUCCACCCAAUAAAGUUAUAUUAAUUUGUGUAUGAUAA